AUGCCGGACAAAUCCUACAAGAUCACCAGCACUGGUGAAAACGACCAGGGUAACCACUACUGCCACCGUGAUUUCGGUUCCAGUGCCCCUAACCAGAAUAGCUACCACUAUUCCAACCAGGACGGAUCUUACUACUACUCGAACUCCGACGGGAGCAAGUACCACAAUGACGGCCAGGGUGGUGCCAAGUACACCCCUCCCUCGGGCUCGGGCACCUCGUCCGGAAAGAAGUGA
Messenger RNA from Penicillium manginii, 234 nucleotides. RefSeq lists its product as uncharacterized. The coding region runs from base 1 to 234 and encodes 77 amino acids. NCBI's taxonomy places the organism in Eukaryota, Fungi, Ascomycota, Eurotiomycetes, Eurotiales, Aspergillaceae. The transcript is spliced from 3 exons. The record is from RefSeq and is a predicted model, not a curated record.